Messenger RNA from Closterium sp. Naga37s-1, 6087 nucleotides. The record is from the annotation of a GenBank genome assembly. NCBI's taxonomy places the organism in Eukaryota, Viridiplantae, Streptophyta, Zygnematophyceae, Desmidiales, Closteriaceae.
AUGCCCGUAAGCCUCGCGUCGACGGGCGGACAGGAUUGCGGGGUAGGCGGAGGGUUCGCGGUCGGGUUACGCGGCGCGCACUCCAGCGCUCGCGCCAACGCGGGGGAGAUUAAGGACGAUCAGGAGAGCGGAAUCGCGGACGGGGGGUGCAACGAGACGGCCAGAUCUAGCGAGAGCAGCGGCGACGGCGGGGGCGGCGGUGGCGGCGGAAGCAGCGGGGGGGACGAUGAUGCGGGCGGACACGUGCUGAAGCACGCGAGAGAAGCCCCGCCGAUGGCCGACGGGCGGAGAUCCAUUGGCGCGCGCGGAAGCAGCGGCGGGUGGGGCGGCGCGGGCGCGCGCGCGUCGUCGUCCCCCGGCGGGCCAGGGGGAAGCGGAAACAUCGGCGGGAGUUCAAGGCGCGGGGGCUCUGGCGCAGGGGGGGCAGGCGGAGGGGGAGGCGGAGGGGGAGGCACGGGGCCGGGAGCGGAGUGGGGGGGAGCGAGUCACUGUAUAUUUGUGGAGCUGGAUCGAGUGGUGCUAUACUGUGCUGCAUGCGGGGAGUAUGUGGUAGAUGGUGACUUUAACACAUGUGUGAUUAAUGCGGUGGGGGGUAUGGGUGGCGUGGAAGGGCCAACUCUUGCUUGCCUCCCUGCUGCUGCAGCUCCAGGAGAAGCAGCAGAAACCACAGGAGCAGCGGCAGCAGCAAGAGCAAGCGAAGUGGGAACGGGGGAGGGGAGGGGAGGAGGCGCUAUUAUGCAGGUUGCGUGGACAGCACCUGAGGAGGGGAUGAUGGGGAAGAAGAAGGGAGCGCGCAAGGAGGGAGUGAUAAAAGGGGGCAUACUGAAAGAAGGGGUAUUGACAAUGGCUGCGAUGCCAUCAAUGGGCUUGGGGGGAAGAACCACCCGGUUGCUACUUCCAGCUGGGCCUCAGGGCUCAGGUGAAGACCUGUGUGGGUAUUCACCUGAGAAUUCACCUGAGAUUGACGCAGAGUCGGAUGGGAGAGCAGUGCAGUUGCAGCGGGCGGAUGGCACGGCUGUGAGUGUGAGUGGGAGUGAGCGAGGCAGCAGUUUCGCCGGUAGUGACAGCGCUGGCAUGACCAGUGCUGGUGCUGAUGCUCAUGCUCAUGCUGAUGAUGAUGCUGAUGUUGAUGCUACUGCUGGUGCGGGUGGUGACUUUCCUCCUGCUCCUGAGAAUAAUAACCCAGGGGGUGGGGGCUUCGGUGCAGCUGUGGUUCGGAUGGAGGAGGGCAGGGGCGAGGGGGCGGAGGGGGAUGGGGAUGAGGUGAGGGAAGAGAGGGAGGAAGAGGGGCAGGAGGGGGGAGAGGAGGGGGAGGAGGAGGAGGGUAAGGAGCAAGCGGAGGAGGAAUUGGAGGAGGAUGAGGAGGGGUUGCAGGGUGAUGCUGAGUGGAAUGGUGGUGAUAGGGGUGCCGUAGGAGGAGGAGGAGGAGGAGGAGGAGGAGAAGGAGGAGGAGGAGGGGUAAAUGGAAGGGAGGCUCUGCUGGGGGAGGGGAAGAGCAAGAAAGUGAGAGAAAGGGGAGGUGAUGGGAAGAAAAGGGGACGGGGCAGUGGGUGGACCGGAGGAGGGGCAGGAGCACAGUCAUUGACAGCAGCAGCAGCAGCAAAUACAGCAACAGCAGCAGAAGCAACAGCAGCAGCAGCAGCAGCAGCAGCAGCAGCAGCAGAUACAGCAACAGCAGCAGCACCAACAGGUGCAGCAGCAACAUCAGCAAGCCCUUGUGCCGCAUGGGAAGGGAAGGUGGGUACAGGUGUGAAUCAGGAGGCGAGGGUAGGGAAAGGCAAGAAGGAGCAGAAAGAGAGGGCGGAGAAGGGGAAGCAGCAGCAGCAGCAGCAGCAGCAGGCGCAGCAGAAUGUGCGGCCACCUUCACCCAGAAUCACUCGCGCUGCUGCCAGGCAGUUGCAGCAAGAGCAGCAGCAGCAGCAGCAGCAGGGCGCAGUGGAAGAGAAGAGGGAGCAGCAGCAGCAGCAGCAGCAGCAGCAGCAGCAGCAGGGGAAGGAAUCCCUGGGGGGGCAGUGGUUGGGAGGGGAAGUGGGUGGGGAGAUAGGGGAGGCGUGGGAAGUGGAGGGACAAGACGAGGAGACUGGGGUGCAGGGACGAGAAGGGAGAGCGGUCAAGGGAAGUAGAGGAGAAGCCAGUAGUAAGGGGAAGGGGAGGAGGAAGGAGCGAGUGAGGGAGAGAGUGAGGGAGAAGGGACGGUUGGAUGCAGCAGAGGUAGAUGUAGGUGCAGUGAGGGGGGAAGGUGAGGAUGAUGCGAUAGCAGGAGCCAGAAUGACAGGUGGUUUCCAGGAAGGUGUGGCUGCUGUGCCUCCUCUUCCUCCUCUUCUUGCCGCCGCUGUGAAGAGGCCGAGGUAUGUGGUAACCAGGGAGGGGGGCCACGUGGGACUCGAGGGCGCGAGAGAGAGAGUGAGGGCGGGGGAAGAGACAGUGUCCACAUUAGAGGACGAAUUUGUGGGUUUCAGUGUGCCCAGUAGUAUUAGGGCAGCAGGAGAAGGGAUACGAGUGGGAGUGGGACAGGAGGUGGUGUAUGGGAGAGGAGGGAAACGAGGAGGAGGAGGGGGGUCAGGUGUGGAGGAGGGUGGUGUGGUGGGUAGGAGUGUGAGCACUCGUGGGCGGAGGAGCAGAGCUGCUGUGGUGACCCCGGCAGAUGCGGGUGCUGCAGCGACAGCAACUGAUGCAGCAGCAGUGACGGCAGGAGGAGCAGGAGCAGGAGCAGCAGCAGGAGCAGGAGCAGGAGCAGCAAGAGCAGCAGCAGGUGCAGGAAGGGGAAGGGGAUGGAACUUCAAGAGGGCUGUUAUAGCGCAGUUACGUGGGGAAGCUGAUGGCCUGGGGAAAUUGGGUGGUCAGCAGGGAGUGGUGGGGGGCGGAGGGGGAGGGGAGGAGGGGCAAGAAGGCCUGGCGGAGGAAACGUUACAGAAGGGGAUGAGCGAGGCAGGGGCGGCAGGGAGGGAGGUGAGGAGGAGACAGAGGAGAGUAGUGGUGAGCGGGCAGCAGGAAGGGGAGGUAGGUGCAUGGGUGGAGGGGUGUGCAGGUGGGGCCCGUAAGGGGAGGGUGAGUGAGGGGAGGGUGAGUGAGGGGAGGGUGAGUGAGGGAAUGGUGAGUGAGGGGAUGUAUUUUAGUGGCAGCAAUGGUGCUGUAGCGGCGAGAGGAGGGGGUGCAAGAAGGAUGAGCAAGGGAAGGCGAGCAGCAGGGGAACGAGACGUGAAAGGAGGUGUGGAGGAGAGCGAUGCAAGGGAAGGUGUAGAGGGAGGUGUGGAGGGGGAGAGUGCGAAAAUCCCCAAGGGGGAAAGUGAGGGAGUGGUGUGGGGCGAGAGUGGGGAAGGGUAUGUGGGUGCGAGUGUGGGUGUGGCAGAGAGAGGCGUUGUAGAAACACGGGAGGUGCACGGGAGGAGAGAGGGGAAGGGCAAGGGCAAGGGAAGCAGGCGGAGGAGUGAGAAUGGGAGGGCGAGCAGGGAGGGGCGGGAGGGACAGGAAGGGCGGGAGGGGCGGGAAGGGCGGGGUCUUAGCACAGGGGAGUUAGAGGUUGGGGGAGGGAGGGUGGGCGGGAGUGUUCUUGCCACGCCUCUAAGAUUGGGAAGUGAAGAGGAUAAGGCUGCGGUUAUUGCAGCGGUGGUGGCGGGGGGAGUGGAAGAGGAGGUGAAAGGGGAAGUGGAAAGGGGUAGGGGAGGGAUAAGAGAGGGAGGAAGGGGAGAUGUUGGGGAGGCGUAUUUUGAGCGUCCUAAGAAGGUGCGUAUAAUACGAGGGGAGUUGAAUAGGGUGGUUGGGAGGGGAGGGGGCGAGAGUGAGGUUGGGGUUUCUGUGGCAAGGUGUGCAGAGGAGGGGGCUGUAGGAGGAACGGAGAGACGGGAGGAGGGAGAGUGGGGAGGCGGAGUAGAGGGGUUGGAGGGAGAAGAGCGAGGAGAGGGAGGAGAGAGAGGGGAGGGAGGAGAAGGAGAGGGCAUGGAUGGGGAAGGACUGGAGGGAAGGACGGAGCAAGGGACAAAGAGAGGGGAUGAGAAAAGUGUGGAGGGCAGGGGGAAGGGAAGGGAGAGGAGUAAGGACAGGGCAGAGAAGACUGAGAAGGGAGAGAGGGAGGAGAAGGCGGAAAGAGAGGCAUCAGAUUGGCACGGAGGGGUAGCAGCCAGGGAGAAGCAGGCCUUGGCCGAGGCAGCAGCAGGGGGAGUAGCAGGAGCAGGAACAGGAACAGCAGGAACAGCAGGAGCAGAAGCAGGAGGAGCAGGAGCGGGAAGAGGAGGGAGAGGGAGAGGCAGAGAUGGGCUGCCGUGUGGGUUGAGGGGUCUGAACAACCUGGGCAACACGUGCUUCAUGAACGCCAUUCUGCAGGCCCUCGCCCAGGGGCACAUGACUCCUCCCCUCUCCUGCAACCACAAUCACAACCCCGACAAUGACCCCCACCACAGGCCCAGCCGUGGCUCCCCGGAUCCCCGCGGACUUGAUGCACGCGCCCCUGUCGGCCAGCAGCAGUCGUUUCACAGCGACUCACAUGGUGCCAAUGCCACGCACACCACCAGCAACAACACCAGCAGUGCUGCUGCUGCUGCUGCUGCUGCACCCUCGCACGCAGCACCCCGCCCGUCCCUCAACCCCAUGGCGCCUCACACAAUGCCCACGGCCCACAUGUCCCAUGCGGGCCUUAAAGCCAUGUUCAGUGGCGAGAGGAGGCCGUUCAGCCCCGGCCAGUUCCUCUAUAGCUGGUGGCGUGUCACGGACAGCUUUGCGAGCUACCAGCAGCAGGACGCGCACGAGUUCUUCAUCGCAACCCUCAACGCUCUCCAUGCUGCCUCCGGCCUCGCCUCGCCCCGCCGCAAACCCGCCCCUCCUGUUGCUGCUGGUGCUGCUGGUGCUUCUGCUGCGUGCCCGCCAUCAGUCACCGAGUGCCCCUGUAUCGUGCACGAGGUGUUUUCCGGGCUGUUGCGAUCAGAUGUGACCUGUACAGCCUGUGGUUGCACCUCCACCACAUACGACCCGUGUGUGGAUAUCUCUCUGGAUCUAAGCCCUCACUUGCUCGCAGCAGAGUUGCACGAGGAGCAGCAGCAGCGGCAGCAGCAGCAGCAGCAGCGCCGGGAGUUGAUGCUGCUGCGGCGGCAGCAGCGGCUGGAACAGGGGGUGGGAGGGGGGGUGGGGGAGGGGAAGAAGAGGCGGAAGCGGCAGCAUAAGCAGAGGUACCAGCGAAAGAGGAAACGGGGACGGACUAGGAAUGUUACGGGUGAUAAAGAUGCUGCUGUUGAUGCUGCUGCUGCUGCUGCUGCUGCUGCUGAUGAUGAUGAUGAUGAUGCAACUGCUGCUGCUACUGCUGCAGACGGAGUGACAGAGACGCUUGGAGUCAAUGAGAAGUUCUUCUGUGAGGCCUGCCAGAUACGGCAGGAGUCAGUGAAGCAGAUGUCGCUGGCGCGCCUGCCCCUCGUGCUGUGUCUGCACAUCAAGCGCUUUGAGCACUCGCUCUCGCGCAACGCCUCGCGCAAGAUCACGCGCUUCCUGCACUUCCCCCUCGCGCUCGACAUGUCCCCCUACCUCUCCUCCAGCAUCACCCGCAACCGUGACCGCGACCGCGACCGCGACCGCGACCGCGACCGCACUGCCUCCCUGCACCCUACGCCCUCCCCUCCGCCCAUUUCCCCUGCUGUCUCCUCUCCUCUGGUCCUCUCCCCCCCGGCAACUUCUCCGCUCGUCUCUCCUCUGCUCGCCACUCCUCCUGUUGCCUCACCUCCUUUCGCCUCUCCUCCUCCACCACCACUCCCACCAGCACCCCCUCCCAAUGCUUCGUGCAAGCUGGCCAGUCCCUCUGAAUUCACUUCUGAACCUCCUCCCGAACCUGCUUCCGCACCUGUUUCCGGGCCUGUUCCCGAACCUACUUCCGAAGCUGUUGUCAAACCUGCUCCCGGGGACUUGGAGAAAGGCGGUAGCAGCAGCAACACAAGCAACAGCAGGGAGGAGGCGCCUGGUGAGGCAGACUCAAAUGCUGCUGCACACGCUGGUGCUGCUGCUGCUGCUGCUGCUGCUGCUGCUGCUGCUGCUGCUGAGGAUGAUGAUGCUGAAGAAGAUGAUUUUGAUGAUCACCCAAAGAUAGCAACACCCCCAACUCAUGGUUGA